AAGAGUCAGACUUGAUGUUCGGAUAGAAUAAUGUUUCCUUAACAUUUUAUCUCCUCCGACCAAACAUCGACUUUAUUCUCUCCCAACAUUUUUUUUUGUUUUUUUUGGGGGGGUCCACGUGCGUGUCAAAUGUUUCCCGCCGGCCGUCUUCUGUUCAGGAAUAUCGACUGCAGUUGCCGCUAAUAACCUUCAUUAUUGUUCAUCACUUUGACCACCGAAAUUGAAGCAACCCCCCCCACUUUAGUCUGUCAUGUUAACAUUCUUGCCGACGUGGAGCCGCUGGAUUGUCUUCCCGCUCGCCUUCUUUCUCCUGCGAACGGACUGUCAUCCUGCGUUGACAGGAAGCCAAACUGAGUCCCAUGCACCUCCUGUCCAAGGCCUCCACAGUGCCAUGACCGGCGAGACGCGACCGCGCAGAGCUGCUACCGAGGAGACCUACUGGGCCUAUUCAGGUACAUACGGACCAGAGGAGGGCUGGGCGUCCGCCUUCCCGGAAUGUAAGGAAAGAAAACAAUCGCCGAUCAAUAUCGUGGACCAGGACACCAAAGUGUCCACCGAGUUCCAGGAACUUACACUAGAGGGCUUCGAUAAAGAAUCUUCAAAUAAGACGACUAUGAAGAACACCGGAAAAACAGUGGCCAUUGUUCUCAAGGAUGAUUAUUUUGUGAGGGGAGCAGGUCUACCGGGAAGAUUUAAGGCAGAGAAAGUGGAGUUUCACUGGGGACCGAGCAACGGAUCAGAGGGCUCCGAGCACAGCAUCAAUGGCCGACGUUAUCCUGUGGAGAUGCAAAUCUACAUGUACAAUUCCGACGACUUUGACAGCCUCAGUGCAUCACUCAAGGAGAAGAGAAUCAUCGCAGCCAUGGCGGUUUUCUUCCAGGUUGGAGGAAAAGAUAAUCCCGCUGCUGAUCCUAUAAUCCAUGGCUUGAAGGGUGUGGUCCAUCACGAAAAAGAAACGUCUUUGGAGCCUUUUGUCCUGAAGGAUCUGCUGCCGUCCUCGUUGGGAAGCUACUAUCGCUACACGGGCUCUCUGACCACACCGCCCUGCAGUAAAAUAGUGGAGUGGCUCAUCUUCAGCAGACCGAUCUACGUCUCGUACAAACAGUUAGAGGCUUUCUACUCCAUCUUCACCACCGAGCAACAGGACCAUGUUAAGUCGGUGGAAUAUCUGCGCAGCAACUUCAGACCCAUUCAGAGGCUGGACAACCGCCAAGUGUUCAAGUCGGCGAUGAAAGACGUCUGGCAGCACGACCCGUCUAACAACGCCGGCGGGCCUUCUGGCACGGAGGCUUCCAGGGCGUGCAGCAGCGCUCCGUUCAACAUGAAAGUGCGACACGUGAAUGGAAGCGCCCUGGUAGUUCGCUGGGCGCGUCCGGAGGUCAUCUACCACCCGCCCAUCCUCCACUUCCUGGUGUCCUACAGCUGGACGGCGCACGAUGACAGCUACGAGGAGACACACCUCACCGAUGCAAAUCAUAAACUGGAGGCUGUCAUUUCUCCCGUCUCAACCGACGUGUUGUAUCUCUUUCGGGUUCAGGCUGUCUGCACCAAUGACAUGCGCAGUGACUUCAGUCAGAGCAUGCUCUUCAGAGCAAACACCACCAGGAUCUUUGAAGGGACGCGGAUCGUAAAAACUGGAAUGCCUACAGUAUCGCCAGCGUCUUCAGCUGACAUGGCUCCUAUCUCCUCUGGCUCAUCCACCUGGACCUCCUCUGGUAUUCCAUUUUCCUUUGUCUCCAUGGCGACAGGCAUUGGACCGUCCUCCAGCGGUAGUCAAGCAACAGUGGCGUCCGUGGUGACCAGUACUUUGCUCGCCGGCCUUGGCUUCAGCGGGGGGGUCAUCUCCUCUUUCCCCAGCUCGGUCUGGCCGAGCAGAGCGCCAAAAGACAACAGAGAGGCGGCGAGCGACGACGGUGGCAAUAAUAAGGGUCAAGAGGAUGACGAAGACACGGAAGGGGAGGACGGGGAGGAGGAAGAAAAGAGCAAAAACAAGAAGAAGCAACAUAAAUCGUCAGUAAAGGAAGAGAGGGGUCUGCUGGGGUGGGGGGAGCAUGGCCAGGGAGAGGAGCAGACCCAACAAAGCAACCAGGCUGGGAAUGAACCCAAUGAUGACGCAGAGGUGAAUGAAGAUUCGAUAACAAGGCCACAGGCUGGAGAAGACCUGCGGGAGGUCUACUACCUAGUUGACUGUAACCACACCACCAUGGAGAAAGAUCUGGCACCCGAGGGCUCCCCAGUGGCACUUAGCUGGGAAUGCUCACCUUUCUCCAUGUUUACUGCUCCAUGUCUUCCGGACAACUGUCGUCCAAUGCGGGGAAACUUGAUGCUGGCAGUCUUCAGUCACGUCGAGGUCGCAUCGUUUUGCAAAGGUCGUUUCCCCAAGAUGCAGAAGGACGUCAGGAAGCAGCGUGCAGGCAAUUCUACUACCAUGAUCAAGCGGCGUCCCCAGAUGAGAGCUGGGUCCCGACUGGACCGCAUGGACUGGAUGGUAGCGUUUAUGGUGGUCUCAGCCCUAUCCCUCCUCUCUCUUGCUCUGCUGCUGGCUCUACUUACCUACUGGAAACGCUGUUUCCAGUCCGCACAUCUUCAUGUAGAGGACAGCAGUUCACGCAGGGUGGUGGCCAACGACACAAUCUCCGCCACUUCCAUCCCAGGUGAAGUGGGAGCUAUUGCAGUGCAGCACUUCAGCAAACAUGUCUCCGAGCUCUCCUUGAAUAACUCGCAUGGAUACUCACAAGAUUUUGAGGAGGUUCAGUACUGCACUGCAGAUAUGAAGAUCAUGUCGGAGCACUCCAGCAAUCCAGACAAUAGGCACAAGAACAGAUACAUCAACAUAAUGGCCUAUGACCACAGCAGGGUAAAGUUAAGAAUGCUGGUCGGCAAGGAUUCCAAACACACCGACUACAUCAAUGCCAACUACGUGGAUGGCUACAAUAAGCCUAAGGCUUAUAUCGCAGCUCAGGGCCCACUCAAGUCUACUUUUGAUGAUUUCUGGCGAAUGGUGUGGGAGCAGAACGCCGGCCUUAUUAUCAUGAUCACUAACUUGGUGGAGAAAGGACGGAGAAAAUGCGACCAGUACUGGCCUACGGAAAACAGUGAAAAAUACGGCAACUUGGUCGUCACGUUGAAAAGCACCAACGUUCACGCAUGCUACACUGUGCGGCACUUUGUACUACACAACACAAAAGUGAAAAAGGGUGCAAAGGGGAACACAAAGGCAGGACGGACCCAAAAUGAGCGAACAGUGCUGCAGUACCAUUACACGCAGUGGCCCGACAUGGGUGUUCCUGAGUACACCUUGCCCGUGCUAACAUUUGUCCGCAGGUCCUCGGCUGCUCAAACAACCGACAUGGGCCCCAUGGUGGUACAUUGCAGUGCGGGAGUGGGUCGGACAGGUACCUAUAUAGUCAUUGACAGCAUGCUGAAGCAAAUCGAGGACAAGAGCUUGGUCAACAUCCUGGGAUUUCUCAAACACAUACGCACCCAGCGCAACUACCUUGUCCAGACGGAGGAGCAGUACAUAUUCGUCCAUGACGCCCUCAUGGAAUCCAUUAUGGGCCAGGAGACCGAAGUAGCAGCCAAACACCUUCAUCACUUCACAAACACCGGCAUGACCCAAGGACACAGUGCUGCUCGGACACGUGUUGAAAAACAGUUUCAGUUGGUUACAGAGUGCAAUACCAAAUAUACAGAGUGUUGCAGUGCCCAAAAGGAGUGCAACAAAGAGAAAAAUCGAAUUUCAUCCGUGGUGCCAUCGGAGCAAGCAAGGGUAACCUUAGCGCCCUUGCCUGGCAUCCAGGGUAGUGAUUACAUCAACGCUUCGUACAUAAUGAGUCACUACAGUAGUAAUGAGUUCAUCAUUACCCAACAUCCUCUGCCUCACACCACUAAAGACUUCUGGAGAAUGAUCUGGGACCACAAUUCACAAAUCAUUGCGAUGCUGCCUGCCAACCAUGGACUGGUAGAGGAUGAGUUUGUUUACUGGCCCAGCUGGGAGGAGACCAUGAACUGUGAAGAUUUUACAGUCACCCUCUUAAACCAGGACACACUCUGCUUGUCCAGCGAGGAACAGAUAUGCAUCCAUGACUUCAUACUGGAAGCUACACAGGAUGACUACGUUUUAGAGGUACGGCAUUUCCAGUGCCCCAGGUGGCCCAAUCCUGACAUGCCCGUCAGCAGCACCUUUGAGCUCAUCGACGUCAUCAGGAAAGAAGCGGCCAUCCGCGACGGACCGACCGUUGUCCACGAUGAGUUCGGAGCGGUAUCCGCCGGGUUGCUCUGUGCCCUCACUACACUGUCACAGCAACUUGAAAGUGAGGGAGUUGUCAACGUCUAUCAAGUAGUCAAGAUGAUCAACCUCAUGAGGCGAGGGGUAUUCACAGACAUGGACCAGUAUCAGUUCCUGUACCAAGCCCUCUUCAGCCUCGCCUGCACCAAGGAGAUCACCUUCGGGCCUCUCGACAGGAAAGUUAACAGGACCUUGGCACCCUUGUCCGAUCGGUCUGACAAGGCAGAGAGCAAGGGGUCACAAGUGUAAGCGGUACCCCAGGAGGCCCGAGCUGGACUGAGGGCACCCUGUGGAUCCAAAGAUCUUGCACCCACUCGACUCCUGGAGUGUUCAAAGGAGGCCUUUAAAUAACUAUUGUGGAUAAGACAAUUUGAGGCCUUUUUGCCAGACACUUGGUUAAACUGAAUAAGCGGAUUACUUUUUUAAACUGAUAAAGAAUUUGAUAUUUAUUUUUUUCACCGUCUUCGUGUCCUCCGAUUGAAGGGUUUACACCUGCGUUUUUUGAGUUUUACACAAGGUACACUAUUGUCUUGUGUUUUUUCACUAUAUAAUGUCAAUGUUACUGCCUAUGCUAAACCCGAAUCGUGGCUCCUCAAGUAGAUUGUUUUAACAUUCCACAACCUUGUUCCCUGCGAAGCCACCUGCUUCUGUGAAGGACAUUGCCUAUCAGUGGAUUGAGGCGGUCAAACUGUUCUCCCCCUCAAUGACUAAAUGCUGUUUGACUACAGCAGGGAUCAGCAACCUGUGGCUCUUGAGCCUCUUUGUUGUGUAUUUCUGGAGUGGUGGUAAUGUGCAUUUUUACAAAUUUCGACUGUCUGUUAAGUCAAGCUUGAGUUUGACUGCGAUUGGAUACGCUCCAGGAAGACAGGGUGUGUGUGCUGUGAGACGUCUGCAAAAGAGAGAAGUCGACUUUUUGAGUGUGAGACCCCCGCAGUAAGCUAACCAUGAAUACACUCCGAAAAAGAAACAUUUCAGAAGAAAAUAGAGUUAAAUUCUGCAUGGACGGAUUCUUUUGUCUUCAUCAAUCAAUCAAUCAAUCAAAGUUUAUUUAUAUAGCCCUAAAUCACAAGUGUCUCAAAGGGCUGUACAAGCCACAACGACAUCCUCUGCUCAGACCCCACAUAAGGGCAAGAAAAAAGUCAAUCCAAUGGGAUACAAUGAGAAACCUUGGAGGGGACCGCAGAUGUGGGAAACCUCCCCCCACGGGCGACCGGUGCAAUGGACGUCGAGUGGAUAUAGAUAAUAUUGUGAGAGUCCAGUGCGUAGUGGGGCCAGCAGGAGAUCAUCUUAAGAGGAGACAAGGCAGCAGCGCAGAGACGUCCCCAACUGAUGCACAGAUGAGUGGUCCACCCCGGGUCCCGACUUUGAACUGUGGUCACCAAAUAACCUCUCCACGCAGGAGAGGGGGGCAGAGCGUAAAAGAGACGGUAGAUCAACUGGUCUAAAAGGGGGGUCUAUUUAAAGGCUAGUGUAUACAAAUGAGUUUUAAGAUGGGAUUCAUUGUCAUUGACGCUGCUUUGCCUAUGUGCUUGAUAUGUGGUGAGAAACAACAGUGAGUAUUCGCACUUAUCCAGGUUAAUAUAUUAUUGCAUUGCGUUGAAUCGGUCAUAACUCGACUUUUCAAGUUGUCUUUGGACGACCUUUUGCGUCUCAUUCAGGCAGACUUCAUCGGUUGUUACUGAAAGACGAUAGAACACCACUCUCUCUCCUCAGACGUCUUUGAAGGUAUCCCGAACAAUCCAGUCGUGAUCGAUUCAGUGCCCUGAACAGAAAGAAAAAUUAACGUUGAAAGACAUCUUAAAAAUAAGUCCUGAAAAGUUUAAAUUAGUUCCAAAGUAGGCCUAUAGCAGGCUCAACCCGGUACCGUAAACCUACCGAUUAACAGUAAGUCAUAAAAAAGGGCUACACAAAAAAAUUGCUUUACACUAACAAUUAAUAUUUCUAAGUUCCUUAACGAGCUGCAUUACAAACAAACGCUGCCAUUGAACUCAAAGAACCAUUCUGACCUGUCAUUGGCCGACACUUCCUCCUCACGCUCCCGUUCUCCAGCGAGGCCUCGCCAUCCAAGGAGAGUUACCCACACUGCCCCGAUUCCCACUGUUGAAGGCCAGCACCACCUGCAGUCAUUCAUCCCUUUGCAGGAGUGGCAAUAAAAUUAAUUGUAUUAAGUGUAUUUAUUUAUGUAUUUAUUUGACCGGGACAGUACAAUGAAGCAUUGCUACCCACAGGUAACCGAUGUCAAAGUACAUACGACUUCGAGCCACAGGCUAAUUUGCAACCGUUGUCCCUGGUUAGGCUUUUAAAGAAUAGUUGAGAAAAAUGUAAAACUCAUACAAAAGGAUUAAGAUAAGUGGGGGCAGCAGCCUAAGCAGAGAAGCCCAGACUUCCCUCUCCCCAGCCACUUCGUCCAGCUCCUCCCGGGGGAUCCCGAGGCGUUCCCAGGCCAGCCGGGAGACAUAGUCUUCCCAAUGUGUCCUGGGUCUUCCCCGUGGCCUCCUACCGUUUGGACAUGCCCUUGACACUUCCCUAGGGAGGCGUUCGGGUGGCAUCCUGACCAGAUGCCCGAACCACCUCAUCUGGCUCCUCUCGAUGUGGAGGAGCAGCGGCUUUACUUUGAGCUCCUCCCGGAUGGCAGAGCUUCUCACCCUAUCUCUAAGAGAGAGCACCCGGCGGAGGAAACUCAUUCCGGCCGCUUGUACCCGUGAUCUUGUUAUUUCGGUCAUAACCCAAACCUCAUGACCAUAGGUGAGGAUCGGAACGUAGAUCGACCGGUAAAUUGAGAGCUUUGCCUUCCGGCUCAGCUCCUUCUUCACCACAACGGAUCGAUACAGCGUCUGCAUUAUUGAAGACGCUGCACCGAUCUCACGAUUCGCUCUUCCCUCACUCGUGACCAAGACUCCGAGGUACUUUAACUCUUCCACAUGGGGCAAGAUCUCUUCCCCAUCCGGAGAUGGCACUCCACCCUUUUCCGGGCGAGAACCAUGGACUCGGACUUGGAGGUGCUGAUUCUCAUCCCAGUCGCUUCAUACUCGGCUGCGAACCGAUCCAGUGAGAGCUGAAGAUCCUGGCCAGAUGAAGCCAUCAGGACCACAUCAUCUGCAAAACGCAGAGACCUAAUCCUGCAGUGACCAAACUGGAUCCCCUCAACGCCCUGACUGCGCCUAGAAAUUCUGUCCAUAAAAAUUAUGAACAGAAUCCGUGACAAAGGGCAGCCUUGGAGGAGUCCAACCCUCACAGGAAACGGCUCCGACUUACUUACCGGCAAUGCGGACCAAGCUCUGACGCUGAUCAUACAGGGAGCGGACCGCCACAAUCAGACAGUCCGAUACCCCAUACUCUCUGAGCACUCCCCACAGGACUUCCCGGGGGACACGAUCGAAUGCCUUCUCCAGGUCCACAAAGCACAUGUAGACUGGUUGGGCAAACUCCCAUGCACCCUCAAGGACCCUGCAGAGAGUAUAGAGAAAUUUAUAAAAUUAUCAAAAUUCAUGUUAUAUUUUUGGGUGAUGUGGCAAUGAUGAUGCUUCAUUGAUUUGUGGUCAAAUAUAUUUGGUGUGUGUUUAUAUAACAACAGAGGCUUCACUACACAUUCCGUGGCCUGUCCCCAGACCAUGGCACAUUUAAUUUCCUUUGCAUGCAUUAAUGUACUUUUAAAUGAGCAAGCGUGCCAUGUUUGGAAUCGAUGGAUUAUUUUCAGUCUGUGCAUUAUUUAUUUCUAUUCAGUAAGUAAGCCAUUCAAUCGUUUGUUUGAAAAUGCAGAGGAAGAACGGGAGAAAGACCAUUGAAGUUUGAAGAAAAACAAUUAAGUGUCUUGUAAUGUUUUUUAAAACAGUGGAAUUUCUCAAAAUGUACCUAAAAGGCCCUGAACAUGGUGUGUGUGUGUGUGAGGAAAACCACAAUCUCUAUUCUAAGCAGAAAAAUGCAAAUUAACAUGUUUUUCCAUAAUUGUUCAGCCCGACCUAUUAAACCAGUACAUGCAUUUCCUUUUUCUGUGUUCUUCUGUUUUAUCCGCUUACUUUACCUGAUUAAACCACACUCAUGUUCAAAUACUAAGGUUGCAACACCUGUUGUGAACUUUAUUUCUUCGUAUAAGUCACGACCUGAUUUUUGAUAUAAGAAAACACUGUAUGUAUGCACAUAUGAAUAUACUAUUAUCACAAUAACGGCUCUUUGUAAUUUUUCUUUUGUUAUGUGUAAGUUCAAAGCAAUAACAUUAUCCUGCUGAAAUCAAUAUGUUUAUCUACAAUACCCAAAACCAGGGUUUUGCUGUACCUCAGGUGGUACAGCAUCAAAAGCCAACAUCAGUGUGUAAAGGAUAUCACCACAAGGGCUCAGGAACACUUCAGAAAACCACCGUCAGUCAACUACAGUUCUUCGCUACAUCUGUAAGUGCAAGUUAAUGCAAAGCGAAAGCCAUUUAUCGACAACACCCACAAACCCCCGCAAAAAUAUUGCUACCACCCUGUCUUCCUUUUUUUCUCUUUCUAUCCCCUCCUGCUCCGGCCCGGCUGCACCAAAUGAUAAUAUAAAUACAUUUAAUAAAGUCAAAUACAAAUAAGGCAACAAGAGAAGUAUCAUACACUUCUCUUUUGUAAAGUAAAUCUGAAUCUACAUCAUAUAUAUGGGCAUUGUCGGAGGCAGAUAUUUACAUAUAUCCGAAUUUAAGUGUUACUUCUUUUAUUUCAUAGUCAUAUUUGAAAACAGCUCGUGUUUUUCCAUUUGUUCUCUUUCUGUUUGUCUGCAAGUAAACUGUGUGUGUUAACCUUGAAGCUUUGGAAUGUAAGAAAGAGAGACUUAAGAGGGGAGAGGGUUUGUCGGGAGAGCAGACCAUCUUAGCGAAGCGAUUGAAUGUUCUAUGCUGGACUGGUCUCAAUGUAUAUAUGCAAAGCUUUGCAAAUAUAUUACAAAAUACCUAUUCUGUCUCUGGUGGUUUUUCAACUCAGCUUUAAGUGUUGUAAAGAGCUUGGGAGCGACUUGUGACUUGAAUUCCCUGGGAGGAACAACUGGUCCAAAACGCAACAAUUUGGGGGCUCGUCCGGUGCAACAGCAUCUACAUCAACUAUAUGAUUUGCCUGAGAAG
Messenger RNA from Nerophis lumbriciformis (worm pipefish), 9368 nucleotides. RefSeq names its product receptor-type tyrosine-protein phosphatase gamma-like. Gene Ontology annotation, biological process: protein dephosphorylation. Gene Ontology annotation, molecular function: protein binding; protein tyrosine phosphatase activity. The record is from RefSeq and is a predicted model, not a curated record. Lineage: Eukaryota; Metazoa; Chordata; Actinopteri; Syngnathiformes; Syngnathidae.